AUGAGCGACGCUAAGCCUCCGCAAAAAUCGAUAGCUAAUCUGAGGGCCGACGUCCGGACGCGCGACCUCGGUUCCGCCAGUUAUCCUCGCUGGCCCUCGCAAGGUCAAGUCGAAGCCGGUGCCAGCGGCGAAGACACNAGUCCCCAGCCCUCACAAGUCCCCAGCCCUCACAAGUCCCCAGCCCUCACAAGUCCCCAGCCCUCACAAGUCCCCAGCCCUCACAAGUCCCAGCCCUCACAAGUCCCCAGUCCUCACAAGUCUUCGGACCUUACAAGUCCCCAGUCCUCACAAGUCCCCAGUCCUCACAAGUCCCAGCCCUCACAAGUCCCCAGUCCUCACAAGUCUUCGGACCUCACAAGUCCCCAGUCCUCACAAGUCUUCGGACCUCACAAGUCCCCAGCCCUCACAAGUCCCCAGUCCUCACAAGUCUUCGGACCUUACAAGUCCCCGUCUUUGGUCCUCACAAGUCCCCAGUCCUCACAAGUCCCAGCCCUCAAAAGUCCCCAGUCCUCACAAGUCUCCGGACCUCACAAGUCUUCGGACCUCACAAGUCCCCAGCCCUCACAAGUCCCCAGCCCUCACAAGUCCCAGUCCUCACAAGUCCCCAGUCCUCACAAGUCCCCAGUCCUCACAAGUCCCCAGUCCUCACAAGUCCCCAGCCCUCACAAGUCCCCAGCACUCACAAGUCUUCGGUCCUCACAAGUCCCCAGCCCUCACAAGUCUUCGGCCCUCACAAAUCCCCAGCCCUCACAAGUCCUAGGCCCUCAGACUGUCUCUUAUACACAUCUAGAUGUGUAUAAGAGACAGACUCCAUACUCUUGA
Messenger RNA from Hyalella azteca, 822 nucleotides. Its product is annotated as pollen-specific leucine-rich repeat extensin-like protein 2. The record is from RefSeq and is a predicted model, not a curated record. The transcript has 2 exons. NCBI's taxonomy places the organism in Eukaryota, Metazoa, Arthropoda, Malacostraca, Amphipoda, Hyalellidae. Bases 1 to 822 code for a protein of 273 amino acids.